Molecule: messenger RNA, 2075 nt
Organism: Medicago truncatula (barrel medic)
Lineage: Eukaryota; Viridiplantae; Streptophyta; Magnoliopsida; Fabales; Fabaceae
Product: amino acid permease 3
Exons: 6
Coding region: 412-1854 (480 amino acids)
Source: RefSeq, a predicted model, not a curated record
ACAACACGUUUAUUCAACUCAUUUAAUAUUAUAAGCAAGAGUGCUCAAAAGGGCAACAGACACACACACACAACACCCUCUUUGUGUCUCUUCCUUUCCUCUCUUUGACAUCCAACAUCACUGUUUUUGCCUGUACUUUCUAACUCUUAUAGUUAAAUCAGUUUUUGUUGACUUUUUGCAAGAAUUAAACGUUCUUGCAAGUUUCUGUCUCAUAAUUAAUAAAUAAUUAUUAAUCAACCACCCUUCUAAAUACAUUAUUACCUACAUCUCUGAGCUGUACCCUUCUUUGUCACUUGUCCAAAUAUUUAAAUUAGAACCUUUCUUUCAAAUACAUACUCCCCAUUGUUCACUAAAAAUUUAGUCAAGAUUAUAAACCUAACUUGGGUUAAUUAGUCUUUUAUCAUAACAAAGAUGGUUGAAAAGAAUGGUAGCACGAAUCAUCACCAAACAUUUGAUGUCUCCAUUGAUCAACAAAGAGAUUCUAAGUUUUUCGACGACGAUGGUCGUGUCAAACGAACCGGAACUGCUUGGACUGCAAGUGCACAUGUAAUAACAGCUGUGAUAGGGUCUGGAGUGCUGUCUCUAGCUUGGGCUAUUGCUCAACUUGGAUGGAUUGCUGGUCCUAUUGUUAUGAUUCUCUUUGCUUGGGUUACUUAUUAUACCUCCAUUCUUCUCUGUGAAUGUUAUCGUACUGGUGAUCCUAUCAGUGGCAAGAGAAACUAUACUUACAUGGAUGUUGUUCAUUCCAAUCUUGGUGGUUUUCAAGUCACGUUAUGUGGGAUAGUUCAGUAUCUCAACCUUGUUGGAGUUGCCAUUGGAUACACUAUAGCCUCAGCCAUAAGCAUGAUGGCAAUUGAAAGGUCAAAUUGUUUCCAUAGAAGUGGUGGAAAAGAUCCAUGUCACAUGAAUAGCAAUAUUUACAUGAUUUCAUUUGGUGCAGUGCAAAUUAUAUUCUCUCAAAUUCCAGAUUUUGAUCAACUAUGGUGGCUCUCCAGUUUAGCUGCUGUUAUGUCCUUUAUAUACUCCACAAUUGGCCUUGGCCUUGGUAUUGGGAAAGUUAUAGAAAAUAAAAAGAUUGAUGGAACCGUAACCGGGGUAACUGAUGUAACAAAAGCUCAGAAAGUUUGGGGGAGUUUUCAAGCUCUUGGUGACAUAGCCUUUGCAUAUUCAUACUCCAUGAUCCUUAUAGAAAUUCAGGACACGGUUAAAGCACCACCUCCGACUGAGGCAAAGACAAUGAAGAAGGCUACAAUCAUCAGCGUUGCAUCGACAACAUUUUUCUACAUGCUUUGCGGCUGUUUUGGAUAUGCUGCGUUUGGAAAUUCAAGUCCUGGAAACCUUUUAACCGGUUUUGGUUUCUAUAACCCAUUUUGGCUCCUUGACAUAGCCAAUGCUGCCAUAGUUAUCCACCUCAUUGGUGCGUACCAAGUCUACUGCCAACCCCUUUAUGCAUUCGUCGAAAAUUACACGGCAAAAAGAUUCCCUCGCAGUGAUUUUGUGAAUAAGAACAUAAAAAUUCCAAUCCCUGGCAUACAAAUGUACAAGCUCAACCUAUUUAGGUUGGUUUGGAGGACAAUUUUUGUAAUAUUAACAACUUUGGUAUCUAUGCUCCUUCCAUUUUUCAAUGACAUAGUUGGACUUCUUGGUGCACUCGGAUUUUGGCCUCUUACAGUUUAUUUUCCGGUGGAGAUGUAUAUAAUUCAAAAGAGAAUACGGAAGUGGAGCUCGAAAUGGAUCUGUCUUCAAUUGCUUAGUGUUGCGUGUCUUAUAAUCUCUAUAGCUGCUACUGUUGGUUCUGUUGCUGGGAUUAUACUUGAUCUUAAAGUUUUUAAGCCAUUCAAAACUAUGUAUUGAUUAAAUAUUGUGACUACAUUAAAUUUGUGUAUGAUCAGUAUAUAAUUUGAGAUUUCAUGAGAUACAUACUUUAUAUUGCAGCUUGUGUGAAGGGAUUAAUAUUGGAAGGGGGAAAUGUUGUACACAACUGUGUGAGACUAUUUUAUUACAUGGAAAAAUAUUUUAUUGUAAGUUGAACCUUGAACAUGAACAUGGACUGAAAUGUUUUCUUUUUGUUUUUC